Manis javanica (Malayan pangolin) is the source of this 1651-nucleotide messenger RNA. The record is from RefSeq and is a predicted model, not a curated record. Lineage: Eukaryota; Metazoa; Chordata; Mammalia; Pholidota; Manidae.
CAGCGCCGGAGCCCGGGGGGAGUGCUGCCCCGCCGACCGACCGGCCAGGGCUGGGGGCGGCUAGGACGGCCCCGGUCCAAGUGGAGACCACAGAGGGCCCGGGGCAAGCAGGGGCAGCAAUGGUUGGUCCUGACGGUGGCUGAGCCCGCAGCCCCUGGAAUAUGCAGCCCAGGGAAGCCCCAGGCAGCGCCAAGGACGAGGCGGCGGAGUGGGGCGGGAGGCAUGGUCUCCACCUACCGGGUGGCCGUGCUGGGGGCGCGAGGCGUGGGCAAGAGUGCCAUCGUGCGCCAGUUCCUGUACAACGAGUUCAGCGAGGUCUGCGUGCCCACCACCGCUCGCCGCCUCUAUCUACCUGCUGUCGUCAUGAACGGCCACGUGCACGACCUCCAGAUCCUGGACUUCCCACCCAUCAGCGCCUUCCCUGUCAACACGCUGCAGGAGUGGGCAGAUGCCUGUUGCAGGGGACUCCGGAGUGUCCAUGCCUACAUCCUGGUCUACGACAUCUGCUGUUUUGACAGCUUUGAAUACGUCAAGACCAUCCGCCAGCAGAUCCUAGAGACAAGAGUGAUCGGCACCUCGGAGACGCCCAUCAUCAUCGUGGGCAAUAAGCGGGACCUGCAGCGCGGACGCGUGAUCCCACGCUGGAACGUGUCACACUUGGUGCGCAAGACCUGGAAGUGCGGCUACGUGGAGUGCUCGGCCAAGUACAACUGGCAUAUUCUGCUGCUAUUCAGCGAGCUGCUCAAGAGCGUUGGCUGUGUCCGCUGCAAGCACGUGCACGCUGCCCUGCGCUUCCAGGGCGCGCUGCGCCGCAACCGCUGCGCCAUCAUGUGACUCCCCCCCACCGCGGGCUGCAGCCCCCACAGGCCCAGGCAGCUUCCCCUCGGGACUGCGGGGCUUGACCGGAGAGAAGCCAGAAUAGAAUUGUGAUGGUCCUGUCCUGAAGCACCCCUGCAGCCACGCGCCUCACCGUAAGAGGCGGGGGGACCCUCCCACAACUGCCCCGUCCUCCCCUCCCGCACUUGUCUGCCCAGGACGCCGGCCUUUAGUGCCAUAGGUAGUGCGGUACCCUGCCCGGCCCUAAGGGGAGCUGCGGCCUUUUGGGAUUAGGGAUGAGCACGUGAGAGUGGAGGGUUGGGGUAGGGAGGUGCUGCCUUGGCCGGGUCCCCACGGGUCUUCCUCAGAAAGUGUGUCUGUCAUUGCCCCGCAACCUCCUUUCCCGUGUCUGUCAGUCUGCCCAAGCGGCUUUUGGUGCCCAGCUGUUUUACCCACCCUCCGGUUCCCCCCGUCACCCAGCUCCGUUCAUAGGGCUCUCAUUUCAUCCAUCCCUUUCUCGCAGAUCCUGGCAGCUUUUUGAGGCCAGCCUUCUGACCUUUGGCACCAUUGACACAGGGCAGAGAGAUGUGGGUGGCCCAAGGUCCACAACUGGGGUCUGAGAGUUGAGGCCCCAGAUGAGUCGGGGGAGAAGGCUGACUCUCCUUCCAGGGAACCUCCAUGCCCAGCAGCCCCCAGAGACACAACAACCUACCUUCCAGCCUUAACUUGAUGGUCUGUCCCUGCCGGGUGCCCCUCACCCCCUUCUUGACCCCAAAGCCAGAUUGCCCCCUGGGUUAAAACUUUUUUCUUGACAGAGUGUGGAGAGGGAAUCCCU